AUGGAUAUAAGCUUCUCUACGAAAAGCAUCCAAAUAAAUGGAUGCCAACACAAGAUAUUACUGCAAAACCAAAAUGGUCCUUGUGCAUUGUUAGCCCUCGCCAACGUACUUCUUCUCGCUCCUCGCCAUGCAGCAGAAGUGCAGGAGCUAAUCUAUCUGGUCUCACGGAAUGAAUCGGUUGCCUUACAGGAUUUGGUUCAGGUGUUGGCGAAUAUUGGAAUUCAAAAUCAACACGGAGCAGACACUGAUGUUAGUCAAUUGUUGCAACUAUUGCCACAAUUGCAUACAGGUCUGAACAUAAACCCCAAGUUUAAUGGCUCCUUCGAAGACGGCGUUGAAAUGUCGAUUUUCCGGCUCUACAACGUCGCCAUUGUUCAUGGGUGGAUUAUAGACAGCGAGAGUGACCCAGUCGUCUAUGGACAUGUUUCCAAAUACUCGUACGAAGACGCACAAAAGGUCCUCAUCGAGGCCUACGAGGUGCAAAGAAACAACCUUCAAGUAGCCAACAGCGAGCAGGUUUUAGAGGAUGCGAGCUAUAUCAGGUCUUUCUUUGCUCGAUCCGCCACGCAAUUGACAGAAUACGGUCUGAGACAUCUACAGGAGGUCUUGGUUGAGAAAUCGUUCGCAGUUCUCUUCAGAAACGACCAUUUUUCCACGAUCUACAAGAACAACGGCGAGUUGUUCACUCUUGUGACAGACCUCGGCUUCAGGGACCGCGGCGACGUGGUCUGGCAAGCGCUUAAGUCGGUAAGCGGAUCCCAGGAUGCUUUCUACACUGGAGCCUUCAUCCCAACGAGCCUUGAAAGGACAAGAACCACAGCGACGUCGGGAACCCAAAACCAGCCGGACUCCUUCGUCUCCAAUCCUUUCAGUGACCGUAACGACGCCCGUGCGCCCGCUACCAACGAAAUACAGCAGAUCGAAGAUGAUGAAUUGCUCGCUAGGAGACUGCAAGAGGAGGAAGAUCGCGAGGCCGUCAGCAGUAUCCAAAGACGUCAGGACCAGGCAAUCAGAAAAGACAAGCAAUCUAAAGGCAAAAAAGCUCGCUCAAAGAACGGUGCUAAGCGUAGCAAGAAGGAGAAGCUCAAGCAGUGUAUUAUAAUGUAA
Messenger RNA from Torulaspora globosa, 1107 nucleotides. RefSeq names its product MINDY family deubiquitinase. Bases 1 to 1107 code for a protein of 368 amino acids. Gene Ontology annotation, biological process: protein K48-linked deubiquitination. Gene Ontology annotation, molecular function: cysteine-type deubiquitinase activity; cysteine-type carboxypeptidase activity; K48-linked deubiquitinase activity. The transcript has a single exon. Gene Ontology annotation, cellular component: cytosol; cell periphery. Lineage: Eukaryota; Fungi; Ascomycota; Saccharomycetes; Saccharomycetales; Saccharomycetaceae. The record is from RefSeq and is a predicted model, not a curated record.